GCACUCGUUCUCUCUCCCUUUUCCCCUUUAAUAAUCUGACUCUUAAAUCUUUGGGUUGGAGGUGUUUCCAUGGCACUAACUGUUAUCCAUCCCUACACAAAGCUUCCCCUUUCCCACACCCAGCUACCAGUGAAGGCAAAGGAGGCUCACUUCUGCGUGUCCAUGUUAUCUGUUGAAAAGGACCAGCUACCCAAAGUCCUUUUUCUCUUUUUCCCCUUCCUUUGUGUCAAGUGUCUAAUAUUAUAGCGGCAUGGCUCUUAAGUGACAGCUCUUGUUUGUCAGCGCCGAGUCAGGCAUCGGGAAAACAUCAGUCCUGCACUGCACACCUUGGAUUUUUGUAUCGUGACUGAGAUGAUUGUCUUCCCAUGUGAUUCAGCCUUUUAUUUGGUACUGUCCUCCUUUUUCCCUCAUUUAUAUUUUGAGCUGGCAUUUCUCUUCAUGGUAAGGUUGUCCAAUAUCAUCAUCAUCAAUGAAACCAGUAUCUCCACAACAGAUACUAAAGGAUCAAUACCCAGCAGACAAAGAAAUGGAGGAUUAAAUGAGAAGACCCAAUAAAAGUAUACAUGGAUUACUAAGCAGAUGUUUCCCUGUCCCUGAGAUGGAAGUGCCAAGCAUCAAAGACUUUCAGUGGAAAACCCUAGCACCUUUGCCCAGUCCAAGAGUCUAUUCUUCCCUGGUAGAGGCUGGUGGACAGGUGUUUGCCAUCGGGGGCUGUGAUGACAAUGGUGUGCCAAUGGACAGCUUUGAAGUGUAUUCCCCAGAAGCAAACCAAUGGAAUUCUCUGCCUCCAAUGCCUACAGCCAGGGCUGGGGUGGCAGUAGCUACACUGGGCAAGAGGAUAAUGGUGAUUGGAGGCGUGGGAGCCCAUCAGAUGCCUUUGAAGAUUGUGGAGAUGUACAACAUAGAUGAGGGCAAGUGGAAGAAAAGAAACUCUUUGAGAGAAGCCUCGAUGGGCAUUUCUGUGUCAGUAAAAGACUACCGAAUCUAUGCAGCUGGUGGAAUGGGAGCAGAUCUACGUCCUCACAAUUAUAUGCAACAUUAUGAUAUGCUUAAAGACAUUUGGGUGUCCUUGGCAACCAUGCCUACACCCAGGUAUGCUGCCACCUCCUUUCUGCGGGGCACCAAGAUCUAUGUUCUGGGUGGAAGGCAGUCCAAGUAUGCUGUGAAUGCCUUUGAAGUCUUUGAUAUUGAGACCAGAUCUUGGACCAAAUUCCCCAACAUUCCCAGCAAAAGGGCUUUCUCCACCUUCGUUUGCACAGAGAACAACAUCUUUAGCCUUGGGGGGUUGCGGCAGGGCAGAUUGUACCGUCAGCCCAAGUUCAUGAAAAAUGUGGAUGUUUUUGACAUCGAGCAAGGGGGCUGGAUGAAGAUCGAUCGCUCAUUUUUUCUGAAGAAACGACGGGCAGAUUUCGUUUCUGGAUAUUUAAAAGGAAGAAUUGUUGUUGCAGGAGGACUAGGAAAUCAGCCAACUGUUCUGGAAUCUGCUGAGGCCUUUCACCCUGGAAAAAAUAAAUGGGAAAGUUUACCACCUAUGCCUACUCCACGGUGUGCUUGCUCCACCAUUGUGGUAAAAAACUGCCUUCUAGCAGUAGGUGGAGUGAAUCAGGGUUUGAGUGACGCAGUAGAAGCAUUAUGUGUCUCUGAUUCCUAGCUGGUAUGUCAUUGGAUGCUCAUCAUUCACAGUGAUCUACAGACCAAGAAAUAGUUUUGCAGCCUUUAAAGCUGGGCCAGUGUCUUCAGUAUGUGAAGAGUUUUCCUUCACCAUCUCUUGCACUGCCUUGCUUUCCUCUAAUUCCCUUUGUGAUGUCCUUUGGAGACAACAAAUUCUCGCUCCAUGUAGCUGCACAACUUUGUGGUUCUGUCAGCUGGCAGAAGCUCUUUCCUAGGAUGAUGUCAUUUCUGCAAGCAUUAUGGAGCACCACUGACUCAUGAGUUUAUAGGGCACUUCCAUUGUCAACUCUGAAUGGCUGAAAAUCAGGCCAGUUUUGUAAUGGAGUAGUCAAGGUUCAUAGCCUAACAAGAAGUUUCAUCCAAAGAUGAGGAAGCAUAUCAUCUAGGACUGUGAGAAGAUUUUGCCUUCCUCUGAAAUAUCAUGUACUAGUAACAGCUGUUGAACAAAAUCCUUAAGAUUCUGUGCUGGGCUUUUCCAAAUACUUUUUGAAAAGUAACAAUGGAAACAACGAAGGGAAUCUCACAGAGCUAGAGUGCAGUGUGCCCCAGCGUUCCUGAGCUCUUAAAUACUGCCAUUAUGGUAAUGAAUUUAAUGUUUUUCUGUGGGGAAAAAACUUGAAGAGUUCGUAAUCUUCAAAAUUCCCUACUGUGGUAUUGGACAUACAGGCAUUCAAAACAUCUUGCAUGAAUGUCUUCCAAUCAUGCAGAUUAUGAUAUUGAAGUCACCUCAAUUUGUGUGAGAGCAACAAACAUAUUAGCAGUAUAUUCUGUCAUUAGAAUAGCAGUUUGUUUUGUCCAAGGGUCUGAAAACAAAAGGUUAAAGGUGAAGAAUCAAUUUCAGGAGAAGAAUGCCUCUGUCCCGGGAACCAAAAUAUUUCUCCCUUCCAUGAGCCUUCCUUCCUUCCUUCCUUCCUUCCUUCCUUCCUUCCUUCCUUCCUUCCUUCCUUCCUCCCUUCCUCCCUCCCUCCCCCCCUCUCUUUGUGUGUGCAUCUAUCUACCAUUCACACAUUCUUCAACUUCAUUGUUGGUUCCAUCUAAGGCACACAAGGUGUGGUUGAGUUUAAUAUAAUUUAUGUCUGAGUAGCAGGGAAGUUAUGGACUUGGCUCAUAGCCACUUUCACAUGUCCCAUGGCAACAGUAACACUUGGGUGCAGUCUUGCCUGUCUUUUUUUUUUUUUAAAAAAAUCUGUUUCAUAUAUUGUUUAUUUUACUUAACCUGUAGGGUGAAAUUGUCAGUUUGAUUAUUGAUCAGUUCUGGUUAGUUAUUAACAAGCAACACAAUUAAAAUCUAUGUUCAUAUUGUAACUUGAAUAAU
Pantherophis guttatus is the source of this 2986-nucleotide messenger RNA. RefSeq names its product kelch domain containing 8A (gene KLHDC8A). Gene Ontology annotation, molecular function: protein binding. NCBI's taxonomy places the organism in Eukaryota, Metazoa, Chordata, Lepidosauria, Squamata, Colubridae. The record is from RefSeq and is a predicted model, not a curated record.